AUGUCCAUCGCACUCGCCAUCAAAGCGCUGCAGGCCAAGUUCCCCGCCUCGCAGAUCCUCCUCCGGGGAACCGACGAAUUCACCGACCGCAACAACUCGUACCUCUCCGCCCUCGAGAGCGACCUCACCCCGGCCGCAAUCUUCCAGCCCAAGAGCACCGAGGAGGUCUCUCAGUUCCUGCAGAUCAUUCAUCCUCUGAAGGCUCCGUUUGCAGUACGUGGCGCGGGGCAGCAGCCUCUCCCCGGGUGUGCGAAUAUCCAAGACGGGAUCACGCUUGACCUUGGGCUCCUCACGGGCAUUGAGGUCAAGGAUAACGGCACGGUCUCGAUUGGCGCGGGGGCGAGGUGGGGGAGUGUUUAUGAGGCGUUGGACGGUAAGAAGCUUGGUGUUACGGGUUCGCGCUCUUCAAAGGGUGGAAUUGGAGGGUUGGCGCUGUCUGGCGGCCUCUCCUUCUUCUCCUCGCGCGAAGGCUUCAUCUCGGACAACGUCCUCACCUACGAAAUUGUCCUCGCCUCGGGAAAAACCAUCAACGCCAACAGCGCCGAAAACAGCGACCUGUGGCUCGCCCUCCGCGGCGGCGGCAACAACUUCGGGAUCGUGACCCGCUACGAGCUGCGCACGUUCCCGCAGCCGCAGCCCUUCUGGUCCGGAAGCAUCUACUACUUCCAGCCGUCGUUCGAGGGCCAGAUUGAUGCGCUCGUGGGCGAGUUGAACAAAAAGGGCGAUGCGAGUGAAGAAACGCAUCUCAUGCUGAGUGUGGGCUAUGCGGCGCAGUUUGGGCAGACCAUGUGCCAGAAUCAGGUUUAUUACACGGGGGAAAGUGAGGGAAGUGCUGUGCCGGAGGUUCUGAGGGUGUUUACGGAUAUCCAGCCGAAGCUCGAUCAGAUUAGUUCGGUGCAGCAGAUGAGUUUGAAGGAUGCGGCUGCCCAGCAGGCCGCGGCGGCGAUGGAUAACCAGCGCUGCGCAUACAUGAACACAACAAUCAAAGCUGACGCCGCGACUCUCAAAGCCAUAGUCUCCAUCUACACAACCGCCCUGGAACCCAUCAAAUCCAUCGACGGCCUCGUCUGCUCACUCACCCUACAACCAUACCCCCUCUCCCUCCUCCAAAAAUCCGCCGAACUGGGCGGAAACUCUCUCGGGCUAAGCCCCGAGUCCGGCCCCCUCGUCUCCCUGCUCCUCCUCGCCUACUGGGCGAAGAAAGACGACGACGAGAAGCUGAUCACCGCGCAAAAGGAUACCCUUGACAAGAUCCGGGCCGAGGCCGCCAACCGCGGCGUUCAUGUUUCGUUUGAGUUCUUGAACUAUGCGUUUUCGCAGCAGGAUCCGAUCGGGUCGUAUGGGGUUGAGAGUGGGGAGAGGCUGAGGGAGGUUAGCAGGAAGUAUGACCCCGAGGGGGUGUUUCAGAAGCUUGUUCCCGGUGGGUUCAAGUUGUUUACUUGA
Molecule: messenger RNA, 1443 nt
Organism: Aspergillus calidoustus
Lineage: Eukaryota; Fungi; Ascomycota; Eurotiomycetes; Eurotiales; Aspergillaceae
Source: the annotation of a GenBank genome assembly